GUUUUUCAGCACUGCAUAGUGUUGUUAAAUUAAAGCUAAUUUUCCUUGUAUCUGUCUUGUUAUUUGCAUUGUACCCUGGUCAAGUUCCAGCUUUCUUCUGUAAAAGUGUAAACAUUUUGAAAGCUUUCCCUCCUCUCCCCCCAACUUCUUUCUUAACUCAAAAGCCAAUUUAAAGAAUUUAGGUCAAGUUUCCAAGAAAAAAACACCUUUAUUAAUAGAGGAAGCAUAGGACAUGUUAUCACAGAGUGACAACUUCUUGAACCAUGGAUUCAUCACUGGAGAGCAGCUGCCUCUUGUGUGAGAUGCAACAGCUGUUUAAGAGCUGAUGAUGGAGACUACUGCGCUUGCAGAAGGAAUUUACACAAGAAAAAAGGUGAUGAAUAAAAUCUAAGUGACACGGGUACUUUAUCACAGCAUUAUCCGAUUACUGUACUGAAACUGGAUUAGCAAAUCAAGGCAGAUUUAACCUCACUUAUUCUUGCAUAGGAGAAAAAAUCUUGCAAUAUCACAAAUGAUCGAAGCUGUAGCUUAGUAAGCUAAAAGGCAAAGACAGAUCCUCCUCCUGCUAUAUUGGGCCAGCGCUCAAAUGGUAGCAUGCCAGCUAUUAGGCAAUCUGGGCUCAUGAUAGAGGUGAUAGCUUUUAUUAGACCAACAAGAUUUUUGCAUAAAAAUUUAUUUUUAUUGCAAGCUUUUGGACACAAGCAUCCUUCAUGAGCAAAUCACCUGCAUUUCCACCAGCACUAUGGGAUUACGUUGAGAACCUCUCAACCCCAGGUAGGCUGAGAGGGGAAAAGAACUUAUUAACUUCCUCAUUAUUAGUAUAAUUUGUCCAUAUGUUAAGUGAUAAACAUGAUCCAGUCUUAUGCUUUGGAUCCUUAGGAGAGAGUAUGUGUGAUCUCUGCCAUAGGUAUGAGGCAUUACUGAAUGCUGGGGCACAGUUUGAUUUCAGCAGGACAAAUCCUGUCCUAUGCUGUUUCUGUCAGCAUGUCACUACAUAACGACUUUGCAUGAUUAAUAAGCACACCAUUUUAAUCAGAGCUGGUAUUUGUCAAUGUUUUUUCAGCGGGUGGUACGGAAAUCGCCCUUCGUGAAGGCAGCCCAGGACCAGACACAUCUGGUAAUGUCUCUGUCUCGCGUACUGUACAUAAGAAGUGUUACACACAGCUUGUGCCAACCUGAUUGGGCUGCAGGGAAUUUGAAAUACAAAUCACACAUUCACCCACCUCGCAGGCCCUGAUGCCAAGGGCCCAGACCCAGAGGUAACAUUAUUUAGUUUCAAGCCCUCAUGUAUAUUCUGUUGCUUGACUGUUGCCAACCUAAGUUUUUUGAACCUCAGGCUGUCCAGUCCAGAAUGUAUCCAGUCUUUAGAUCUCAGCUGUUCGGCACUGAAAGAGGGAGCUUAUCCUUUUCUAUGGAAAAUGCCCAUUUCCCUCCACUCGGGUCAGACUUAGUCUCCAUUCUGACAUAGCCACCAGUGUCACCAGAUACCGCAACGCUGUAUUUCUUCCUUUCUUGGCUUUAUUUCCCAUUUCAAUUUUAUCUUCUACCCUCCUAGAAUUCAUUCUUCCUGAAUUUACAGCUGCUAACACAAUGUGAUAUGGCAGAAAUAGAUCUGUGUAGGGCUGUUACUGAGCAGAUAAAGGAACAAGAAGAUCCAGGCUGGAAGUGGUAGCUAGACAAAUUCAAACUGGAAAUACACAGCUAACUUAACAGUGACUAUUGGAACAGGCCACCUAAUAACAUGGUUGAUUCUUCAUUUGAAAUGUGUCUUUUUUUUAAAGACAGAAGUUGUUGAAUUUUGAUGCUAGAAUUAGUGGGUGAAAUCCUGUUACAGAUGAUUCUAGCAGUUCCCUCUGGAUCUGAUAGCUAUUUAUCCUAUUUCCAAAAUGUCGUCUUUUCACAGUGGAGUAUCCUGUAGCGUGACAGUAUCAGGAUCCUGAAAGUAGCCCUAAUCAGUAUUCAGAGUCCUUUGGUGCGUCUCGGAGAAGUUGAGCAGUCCCAAACAUUGGUCAGGGUAGCACACGCUAGCCCUAGUUACCAGAUGCACCUCUGUCCAAAACUCCUUAUCUAAAAUGAGGCCAUGCCCCUCCACAGACAUCACUUGCAUUAGAAACUCUGCCUUUCCAAACUCCUCCCACAUGACAGCACUCCCAGAGCCCCUGUUUUUUACUGAUCAACAAGGUUGCAGGGUGCUGCCGCUGCUACCCAGAAGCCAGGAGGGCAGCUCAGCAUUAUCCUAGCCACUAGAAAGUAAAUGUGUUUGCACCAAUGUUCAGCCUUUGUUACACAGUCAGAGUUAUGUGAAAGGCCUUAAUUUAACUAGGAAUUCAGGCCCUUGCAUCCAUAUCCUUAGUGGCACUCGUGCAGCUCCAUUGCCUUCACCGGUGUUCAAACAUCUGAACAAAUGGACCUUAACAAAGGAGCCUGGUGAUGUUGUGGAGCAAAGAGGAAAGCCCGUCAUCUUAGCUUUCAUAGCUCUGCUGAUUGCAGGCUGACAGGAGAAGGGGGUGGGGGGAGGAGAAAACUAUUACAGGCGGCAAAGGUACCAGCUCUGACUCCAUACCAACAGGCAGUUGCUCUGCUGAGUACACAGGUGCCACUUUGUGGGGUUUAACUAUAAUUUAUGUAUCAUCAAUAACAAAAAAUAAAUAUGCUGUCCCAGCCCAGCCACCUGCGGAGGGUUUGGGAUUGAGAGUAUGGUCGAGGGUAGAAAGGUAAGAAAGGUCUAUUGACUUAACAAAAACACAACUACGCGUAGUAACAAGGCAAACAAAGACAAGAACAAUUCGUGUCGGCAACUUAUCAGCAGUCCCCUCUGAUGCCUGUUGUACAACAAAUUUCUCUUUCCACAAAGUUCAGCGAAGUCAGGCGUCCCUGAUCAGCGCUGUCCGAGGGGUACCAGGAAGGACCCUGGAAUUCAGUCCUUGGGCUCCUCGAGGUCCACGGGCCCACUGAUCCAGGCCAACAGCUAACUAAUCCUUUUCACAGAGCUGCAUCUUCCUUCUGAAUGGUUUCCAGAUAUUCCAGCUAAUUUAUAGCUUCUGAAUUGUACUGAUAACGUACAACCACUCGAUUCUUUUUACUUCAACUGUCCUUAGACUGACCAAUAGCAGUACAAGCCUUGCAUUCCUUUGAUAAGGUAAUUUUAACUACUCCACAGGGCCUUACUAUUUCAAGGUUUUGCUAAAUUUACUAAGCUUUACUUUAUACAAGGCCUCACUACAUCUUAAACUUUAAUUAGGCUUUUAGCAACAACAUACAGCUUAAUAUCUAAACAAAUACAGAAAAAACACUUGGUCUAAUAUUCACAGAGUCUUCAGCAAGCACCUUUAUCACGCAGGCAUACUUUUCAGCUGGCACAAUAUGGUCUCUGUUUGUUUGCUUGUACUAGUCAGCUUCUAGGCAAGGAUCCCAACUGCUUUCGAGUUUGUAGGGCUGAUUAUUUCAUUCAGGUGUAUAAAAUUCUUCUUGAGAUGUUUUCAAGUCUGCUGAAGUGUCCUUUGGUCUGGAAAGGAGCAGCCAACUCAACUGGCAUCCAGUGCCCCUCCUCUUCCCUCUGUGACAUCCCAGCUUCCCGCUUCCUUUCCCAGCUAACAGGAGGGAUUUGCAAGUAGAUCUCAAGGAACUUACUGUGAUAAUUGUUUGGAGGAGUCAACCAGCACUCGGGCAAAGAUGAAUUGGAAACAAAUCCUUUUUCUCUCCUGCCUGGCAACUUUUGUGCUCUUGACUGUACUUGAGGAGAGCGACACCGCUGCUGUGGGUUCCAGGAAAGCAGAUGGGGAAGAAAAUAAGGAAAGUCUGAAAAAGAUUUUCAUACAAGAAUCAGAUGCCUCUAACUUCUUCAAAAAGCGCAGCAGGAGAUCUACCAGCUCCAUAGACGAGCUCAAUGCGGAGACACGGCAAAUGCUGGCUGCCGAUGAGCAGAGGAGGGAGUAUUUUGAGGAGCAAAGGAAUGAGCAUGAGAACUUUGUUGAAGAAGAACGUCACGAGCAGAACGAGAGAACCCGGGAACAGAUUGAGCAGUGGCGCCAAUAUCACUAUGACGGUCUCUACCCAUCUUACCUAUAUAACCGCUAUCACAUCUAAAUCUGUGAUAAAGAGGGAACUUGAAAAGAGUUAAACAUUUGCUGAUCAAGCCAUUUACAGGAUACCCGAGAGGCAACAUUUCCAAAAUCUUGAUCACAUUACGGAUCCCCCUGUGGAAUCUAUUCUUUUAAGCCCCUUUAUUUGCAUUGGCUCCAUUUUACCAGGUAGAGCUUCUCAUAGGGUGCUGCUUUGCUUUAUAUUUUGAGGUGCUUGUAUGUAUGACAAAAGCUGGACUUAGUACAUGAAAGGGAAACAAGGCAGACAAAAUGAAGUCCUUGAGACUUGUCUGAAUCAGGGUAGUUUAGGUUGCUUGGUCUCUGUUCUAUGUAAACCAGGUAAAAGGGUUGUUUUUUUUCUUUUUUUAAAUCACUAUAUUUGGAGGGAUCAGUAAGAAGAAAAAUCCAUGUUUGCUGAAAUCCCAGUCUCUGUAAUAUUUUACCUUAAGUAAAAAAAAUGGUGCUGUAUCAACGUUCUGUAUUUUUUAUUAAAUGGUUAUAUAGCUUUUGCAAUCUCUCUGUGGGACUCCUCCUUACUUGCCUUGUCCAAAAUGGACAAAACUUCUCAUCAUCUUUAACCAGUCCCUUAAAAACAUGUAAGCAGCUUGUGAUGUAAAAGAUAUAUAGGCCUAGGGGGAUUUUGUGAAUUUAAAUGUAGGAUUAGGGAUGAUUAGAACAUUUACACAAUGUUUCUCUCUCCACAUUGUUCUUAUUCCAGCCAUUAAUA
Alligator mississippiensis (American alligator) is the source of this 4809-nucleotide messenger RNA. RefSeq names its product upper zone of growth plate and cartilage matrix associated (gene UCMA). The transcript is spliced from 5 exons. NCBI's taxonomy places the organism in Eukaryota, Metazoa, Chordata, Crocodylia, Alligatoridae. Gene Ontology annotation, biological process: regulation of osteoblast differentiation; embryonic skeletal system development. Gene Ontology annotation, cellular component: extracellular matrix. The record is from RefSeq and is a predicted model, not a curated record. The coding region runs from base 3673 to 4086 and encodes 137 amino acids.